AGAAACGAGCAUUGUCGUUCAUCGAGAUCCAAAUCUCAGUUUCGUUUUGAUCUCUCGUCUUUGAUCAGAUUAGUCGGAGCUCCGGUAACGGAUCCGGGACAAAUUCGGGCGGAGAAAUACUGCUAACUUGAUUUGAAGAUUCUUCUUCCCAAAGUUGCCGGCGGGCGAAGAAGGUCCAGCUCUUCCACACCCAAUCAUGAAUUCAAUUUUUUCCGGUACUCGUCUAAGGGACAUGAUCAGAUCCAUAAGAGCGUGCAAAACAGCUGCGGAGGAGCGUGGCGUUGUGAGGAAAGAGUGUGCUGAUAUCAGAGCGUCCAUCAAUGAGAACGACCCUCACGAUAGGCACCGGAACCUCGCCAAGCUCAUGUUCAUACACAUGCUGGGCUACCCGACGCAUUUUGGGCAGAUGGAGUGUUUGAAGCUUAUUGCGUCUCCUGGGUUCCCGGAGAAGAGGAUUGGUUAUCUCGGGCUCAUGUUGCUUCUUGAUGAGAGACAGGAAGUGUUGAUGCUCGUCACCAAUUCAUUAAAACAAGAUCUUAACCACACGAACCAGUAUGUUGUAGGGCUUGCCCUCUGUGCUUUAGGGAAUAUUUGUUCUGCAGAAAUGGCUCGUGAUCUUGCGCCUGAAGUAGAAAGAUUGAUCCAGUUUCGUGACCCUAAUAUCCGUAAGAAGGCGGCACUUUGCUCCACUAGAAUAGUGAGGAAAGUUCCAGAUCUUGCAGAGAACUUUGUAAAUGCUGCUUCUUCCUUGCUUAAAGAAAAGCAUCAUGGGGUUCUUAUUACAGGAGUUCAACUUUGUUAUGAACUAUGCACGAUCAAUGAUGAGGCCCUAGAAUACUUCAGAAAGAAAUGCACGGAGGGGCUGAUAAAAACUUUGAGGGAUAUUACUAAUAGUGCAUAUCAGCCUGAGUAUGAUGUUGCAGGGAUCACAGAUCCUUUUCUUCACAUACGGUUACUUAAGCUCCUACGUGUUUUAGGCCAUGGUGACGCUGAUGCUAGUGAUUUGAUGACUGAUAUACUUGCCCAGGUGGCCACAAAAACUGAAUCAAACAAAAACGCAGGAAACGCCGUACUCUAUGAGUGUGUUGAAACAAUCAUGGCCAUUGAAGAUACCAGUAGUUUGCGUGUGCUUGCUAUCAAUAUCUUGGGAAGAUUCUUAUCUAACCGUGACAACAAUAUCAGAUAUGUUGCAUUAAACAUGCUGAUGAAAGCAAUCGCGUUUGAUGAUCAAGCAGUGCAAAGGCACAGAGUUACAAUCUUAGAAUGUGUUAAGGACCCAGAUGCUUCCAUCAGGAAAAGAGCUCUUGACCUCGUGUCUCUUUUGAUAAAUGAGAACAAUGUCAAACAACUGACAAAGGAGCUGAUUGAUUAUUUGGAAAUUAGCGAUGAAGAUUUUAAGGAGGAUCUUAGUGCGAAAAUUUGUUCUAUCGUUGAAAAGUUUUCUCCAGAGAAAAUCUGGUACAUUGAUCAGAUGCUUAAGGUUCUUUCGGAGGCUGGGAAGUUUGUGAAAGAUGAUGUGUGGCAUGCACUGAUUGUUGUCAUAAGCAAUGCAUCAGAGCUUCAUGGAUAUACAGUCAGAGCAUUAUACAAAGCAGUCUUGACAUAUUCAGAACAGGAGACCCUUGUCCGAGUGGCGAUUUGGUGCAUUGGGGAAUAUGGUGAUUUGCUGGUUAACAAUGUGGGUAUGCUUGGUAUUGAAGAUCCAAUAACGGUAACGGAAAGUGAUGCAGUGGACGUAAUCGAGGAAGCCAUUACUCGCCAUAACUCAGAUAUGACUACAAAAGCGAUGGCAUUGGUUGCUCUGCUGAAGCUGUCAUCCCGCUUUCCUUCUAUCUCAGAGAGGAUUAAAGAUAUAAUUGUGAAGCAGAAAGGGAGCCUUCUCCUUGAAAUGCAGCAGAGAGCUAUUGAAUUCAAUUCUAUUGUUGACAGGCAUAAAAAUAUCAGGUCUUCUCUGGUUGAGAGAAUGCCGGUGCUAGAUGAAGCUACCUUCAAUGUGAGGAGGGCUGGCUCUUUGCCUGCGUCAGUUUCAACAAUGGCCAAACCUUCAGUUAGUAUUCCAAAUGGUGUUGCUGCAGCUCCACUAGUGGAUUUGCUGGAUCUGGGUUCUGACGAUAUCAUGGCUGCACCUAGUUCAUCUGGUGCAGAUUUCCUUCAGGAUCUUCUUGGUGUUGACUUAGGAUCAUCGCCGGCACAAUCUGGUGCAGCCCCGGGUCCAAAAGCCGGCGCAGAUCUGUUGAUGGAUAUUUUAUCAAUUGGAACACCUUCUCCGGCGCAAAACAACACAUCAUCAAUUGAUUUGUUAUCGACAGCUGCCAUUAACAAUAGUCCUUCUACUGCCCUAGACACACUCUCUUCACCAGCUCCACCUCACGUAGCAACGACUGCUUCUGCUGGUGGUAUGUUUGAUUUGUUAGAUGGUCUUUCCCCAAGCCCAUCGAAGGAAGCAACCAAUGGUCCUGCAUAUCCACCUAUUGUUGCAUACGAGAGCAGCACCUUGAAGAUUGAGUUCACCUUCUCAAAGCCAUCAGAGAACCCACAAACAACAAAUGUGCAAGCCACUUUUAUAAAUCUAUCUCCUAAUAAUUUCACAGAUUUUAUCUUCCAGGCUGCUGUUCCAAAGUUCCUCCAGCUGCACUUGGAUCCAGCAAGCAGUAACACACUCCCGGCAAGCGGUAACAUUAUGCAGAAUCUGAAAGUCACUAACAGCCAGCACGGAAAGAAAUCUCUUGUGAUGCGCAUGAGGAUUGGGUACAAAGUAAAUGGAAAAGAUGUACUGGAGGAAGGACAGAUCAACAACUUCCCUCGUGGCUUGUGAGGCUGAUUGUAUUUUCAGCAUAAGGAACUUUUGAGUAUUUAUUAUCAUAUCAUCCGUAUUCCAAAAAAAAAAAAGAUAUGUAUCGCCCACUGACGCAACAAAAUCAGCUUUUACCUUCCUAUUUUUGUCAUCCGUUUCCUGAAACUUUGGCUUUUGUUUGGGAUUUGAGAUUCUCCAGGUUUCUUUUUGAACAAAAUUCUAUCUGUUUAGAGUCGGAAAGUGAUGGAGGAAGCACACAAGUUUGUCUCUCUCCUCUUGUAUAAAACUUUUUAAAGAGAUUUGAGAUUUGACUGCCCA
Raphanus sativus (radish) is the source of this 3112-nucleotide messenger RNA. Its product is annotated as AP-1 complex subunit gamma-1. The transcript has 18 exons. Gene Ontology annotation, biological process: Golgi to vacuole transport; intracellular protein transport; receptor-mediated endocytosis. Bases 197 to 2815 code for a protein of 872 amino acids. Lineage: Eukaryota; Viridiplantae; Streptophyta; Magnoliopsida; Brassicales; Brassicaceae. Gene Ontology annotation, molecular function: clathrin-cargo adaptor activity. Gene Ontology annotation, cellular component: Golgi apparatus; AP-1 adaptor complex; membrane coat. The record is from RefSeq and is a predicted model, not a curated record.